AUUCCUGUCCUCUGGCGGACAAGAUGUGAGUUAAACGGAAAUCGAUAGGGGAGGAUCCUCGCGGGAGCAGGCUUUAUACAAUCUGUUAACCCUCGCGCUGCUCCUGUCCCAUGCGGAGACAUGGUUGAAGGUCGGGAACACGUUUUUUCCAUACUAUAUUAGGGUACUAAUUUAUCAUUCUCAGCACUAUCGAAAAAGAUCAGGAAAAGAGAAGUGAGAGGAACAUAAAAGUUUUCCAAAAAAACGAGAGGAGUGAACGGCAUAGGGCGACCGGGGCCAGGGCUCCUUGCUGAUCCGGUGUAAAUAUGACGUCUCUGUCCGGUUCUGCUCGCGCUCUGAACGCUGUUCUGAUCAAAGACAACCCGGGAUAAUAGAAAAAUACACCAGGGACCUCAACACACACAAACACACACACACACACACACACACCACAGAGCGCGCGGCACAGUACAAACCAAUCCAGCAUGACAGCGCGAGCAGCAGCGGAGGAGCUCACCACAGACGGGCAACAGACCUCUUCAUCAGCAUGAGAUGAGGUCUAGAGACUUGUUAAUAAAGUUGUAUCGGUCAUUCAUUUAUCCAGCCACACUUCUACGGCCGCUCGGUCGGCACCUUCAGCAGAGGACCACCAAAUAUAAGACAGAAGAAGACGCACGGUGCUGGGAACUACUGCACUUGUGAAAAGAAGACGCACGGUGCACUCCUGUCAGGGGAGAGUUGUGCGCAGCACCGGAGCUGGGGGAUACCUAUUUGGAAACGGACAGACGACGCACUGCGAGGACAGCAAACGGUGUUGUGUGUAUUGGAGUGUGUGUGUGUCUAGUUGGAGUGUGUAUUGUAGUGAGGGACUGUGUGUGUGUGUAGUUGAAGCGAUUAAAAGGUGUUUAAUCCUGGAACACGCAGCAGCCGGAUCGGCUUCUGUUUCACCUGGAACCCGCGAGUCAACAACACAACUCAGGGUAGUGCGAGGUGACUCUGCGAGGGGAAGGCGUGCUCCCCCGGGGGGUAGGAGCGAUGAGCGCCCUGCGUAUCCCGGUCCUACUGGCGCUGCUGGUCCUCCUGCUGACUGCUGGCUUCUGCAAACAGAGCUUCCUGGACGUGAGCGAAGGGGCGCGGACGGACGGACACAACCUCCUGGAGCUCAUCAUGGACAAGGUGCGUCUGACUCGGCAACAAGACGAGGUACACGUCCGUUACCCCGCCAAAAAACAGGAGUUCACCUUGGAGACCAAGGAGGGGAAUGAAGUGAACAAGUCUCACCAUGGAGAACACAUCAUAGAGGUGUUCCCCAGAGACCUGAGACAAAAAGAAAAGUUCCUCAAACACCUAACAGGUCCUCUAUUCUUUAACCCAAGGUGCAGGAAACACUUCUAUAGACUAUACCACAACACCAGAGACUGUACCAUCCCUGCCUACUAUAAGAGAUGUGCCCGUCUUCUCACCAGACUGGCAGGCAGUCAGAGGUGUACAGAGAGGUAGAAUACCAGACUGGCAGGCAGUCAGAGGUGUACAGAGAGGUAGAAUACCCUGAGCCCAUGAAAGAGAGAAGUGCCUUGAAAAGCAACGGGGAAUUGAGAUUGUUGGUUACGUUCGCACCACAGACUGCCACUGUUUGCAGAGAGCUCACACAAUACUCGACUCUACAUUCUAAAUGGUGCAAAUGAAGAGACUUGUUGGACUGAAGAAAAUACAUCCUCAUAGUUCUACUGCCAAAAACCAUGACGACACAACACGUGGAUACUAGUUUGGAUACUAGUUUACGACACUUGGAUUAUAUUUUUCGUACAACAUGCCACUCUCUGGGACUGCUUCAGUGGUCAUCGACAUGCCUUCACGUUUUAAUUUGAGUUUUUAAUCAUUUUGCUUUUGGAUUACGGUUGGAGAUUGGACGGUGGCCUCUGAGCUGCGGUGGUUGUGUGUUGUGGGCAGUGGCUUCAGACUGAAAUAUAGACAGUAGUCUUGAUCUUCUCUUCAGCUACAUUCCACAAAAGUGAACUAAUCUAAUCCCCAAUGAAAUGACUGAUUGAUCGCCUGGUGAUAAUCUAAACCCUGAUGGAAUGACUGAUUGAUCGCCUGGUGAUAAUCUAAACCCUGAUGGAAUGACUGAUUGAUCGCCUGGUGAUAAUCUAAACCCUGAUGGAAUGACUGAUUGAUCGCCUGGUGAUAAUCUAAACCCUGAUGGAAUGACUGAUUGAUCGCCUGGUGAUAAUCUAAACCCUGAUGGAAUGACUGAUUGAUCGCCUGGUGAUAAUCUAAACCCUGAUGGAAUGACUGAUUGAUCGCCUGGUGAUAAUCUAAACCCUGAUGGAAUGACUGACUGGUAGCCUGGUGAUAAUCUAAACCCUGAUGGAAUGACUGACUGGUAGCCUGGUGAUAAUCUAAACCCUGAUGGAAUGACUGACUGGUAGCCUGGUGAUAAUCUAAACCCUGAUGGAAUGACUGACUGGUAGCCUGGUGGUCUGCAACAGGACUCUCAUGCUACCUCAGCAGGUAUACUCUGCCCUACUGCAGAAUGUCAACUCUGACAUUUUGGACAUUAUGGACACUGCAUGAAGACUAGUGUUGCUAAAUUCUGGUAAUUUUCCUCAAAUUCCCUUCGUUUUCCAGAAAUCCUGUUUGGAAGAUUGCUGGAAUCAAGCAGGAAAUCUGCGAUUCAUCCAAUCAGUUACAGGAAUUUUUCAACCCCAACGAGGACCAAUCUGAAUUCACUGACUAUUCUCUACUACUGGCUAAACCUAUACAGUGUACUACUGGCUAAACCUACACAGUGUACUACUGGCUAAACCUACACAGUGUACUACAGGCUAAACCUACACAGUGUACUACUGGCUAAACCUACACAGUGUACUUCUGGCUAAACCUACACAGUGUACUACUGGCUAAACCUACACAGUGUACUUCUGGCUAAACCUACACAGUGUACUACUGGCUAAACCUACACAGUGUACUACUGGCUAAACCUACACAGUGUACUUCUGGCUAAACCUACACAGUGUACUACUGGCUAAACCUACACAGUGUACUACUGGCUAAACCUACACAGUGUACUUCUGGCUAAACCUACACAGUGUACUACUGGCUAAACCUACACAGUGUACUUCUGGCUAAACCUACACAGUGUACUACUGGCUAAACCUACACAGUGUACUACUGGCUAAACCUACACAGUGUACUACUGG
This is a messenger RNA of Oncorhynchus nerka (sockeye salmon), 3179 nucleotides long. RefSeq names its product ALK and LTK ligand 2b-like. The record is from RefSeq and is a predicted model, not a curated record. The coding region runs from base 1015 to 1479 and encodes 154 amino acids. Gene Ontology annotation, biological process: positive regulation of ERK1 and ERK2 cascade; positive regulation of ERK5 cascade. The transcript has 6 exons. Lineage: Eukaryota; Metazoa; Chordata; Actinopteri; Salmoniformes; Salmonidae. Gene Ontology annotation, molecular function: receptor signaling protein tyrosine kinase activator activity; receptor tyrosine kinase binding.